AUGGCUGACAAAACAUCUAGCGUCCUGGACGAUUCUCCUGUGGAGAGAGAGAAUGAAUUCUCAUCAGUUGAAGGAGAAUUAGGAGAUCCAUUAAAGAAGAGGACAAAGGUCUCCCUGCAGGAAACUGGUGCAGCAGAUCAGGAAAAGGAAAGCACUACUUUACCAACUAUAAUGACACUAGUAACACAAGACAUACAACUUGGGACUGGAUCGGAAGCAACUAUGGCAGAGUCCAAAGAAUCGGAAAAAAUAUCUCAAACUCCAUCGACUCAGUCUUAUGGGCUUAAUACUGGACCCUCUGCGGAUUCUGAAAAUGAAAAGCCUAAAAUAGAUUCCAGAGGUCUGUCAUCAGCAACAGUGAGUUCUCAGACCCAAGAAAAGAAAUAUUUAGAUAGGGAUAACAAAUGUUCAAUUUGUGGAAAAAAUGAUUGUCCUUGGAAAACGUGUUCUGCUUCUGUGCCAUCAAAACUACUUAUUAGAAAUUUUAAAUCUCCAGUGAAGACGAAGUUGUCGAAGGUUAAUGUCAAGAAGUUGAAGGGAAUAAACACUGCAUCCAAAAGCUGCGUUCAUUCCAGAAGCACAACAAAUGAACGCAUCGCUGACCAUUCGCCAUUUCACAUCUUCAGGUUAAAGGCUGAGCUCUUCAGGGCAGUGGAAAAUGGAGACUUGGCAAGAGUGCAGGAACUGAUUCAAUACACGGGGGCAGCUGUGAGGAGAAGCAAGACCAGCUGCACACUCCUUCAUGCUGCAGCGUCUCACAACCAAGCGGAUGUGGUGAUGUUUCUGCUGAAAUUGAUCAGUCCCAAUGUUACCAACAAGGAGGGACAGACUCCAGCUCACGUGGCCGCUGAAAAGGGUCACACGCAAGUGCUGAAACUUCUAGUGCGUGACCCUGACUUCGAUGCCGACAAACGGGAUAAUCGCCAGAACUCAGUAAAAUCACUGCUUGGCAGCCAUUUGUUGAAGGCAGUAUUGGAAGGAAACGAGGGAGAGGCAGAAAGACCAGUGGUAGCUGGUGCAGAAGCAGACGUUGGCACGGGAGCUUGGAGUGACGACCCCUCGCCUGAUGGACAAAGCCCUGAAGAAGGAUUCGAUUCUUGUAAAGUUUGCUAAGGUCUGUACACGGCAGCUUAAUGUGAGACAGGCAACAACUAUUCAAGGAGGUGCUGAUGUGUACAAGAUGGACAAGGAGGCACGAGGCUUCGUUCGCAUCUUUAACUUCAGUUGUUUCAAGGACAGAUCCGACCUGAACCUUCAGCAACUCGACUACGA
This is a messenger RNA of Penaeus vannamei (Pacific white shrimp), 1272 nucleotides long. Lineage: Eukaryota; Metazoa; Arthropoda; Malacostraca; Decapoda; Penaeidae. The record is from RefSeq and is a predicted model, not a curated record.